UUAACGCCAAUCGCGCGCCGGCGCAGGAAACCGGUCCCGCAAACUGGACGCCGCGCUGCCCGCCGCCCGCCGACCGACGACGAUAACGCCCUCGGCUCCACUCGCCACUCGCCGCAAACCGCCGGGCAAGACGCACGUACUUACAUAGCCUACUAUUUGUAAAUUUUACGUUACGAAGUAAAUCGUUAUAAACUUCAAAAAGUCUUGCUCAUUUCACGACCCUGGAACCGGGUUAGCCGAAGAAGAUUCCCGCCAGUUUUUGGACCUUCUCACUGGAUUCAAUUCACACCGACGUGGACGCGCGACCUUUGGACUCCGGGAAAGUGGCUCGACGGCAACCUACAACGGACGCGAACGGUUCCAGAACUUCCAGCACACGAAGGCGCAGUCAUCAAGUGGCAAUUCAGGGCAGUGCAAAUCCGAUUUUCCUUUACUUUCCUUCCCUUUAUUGUCCGCUUUGCAUACACGGACCUUAAUUACGUGUAAAAUAUUUCUCGAAUACCUUCAGUACAAAUAUUCUUCUCUUUCGCUUUAAAUCUUCACUUUCAUUAAUCAUUACAUUCAUAAAUCUGUCUACACGGACUUUAAUUACGUGUUUAUCAGUUUUUAUUCAAAUUUGCAUACCGUUAAACACUAUUUGCCGUGUGGUGACGGCAGAGUAGAAUACAUUUGUCACCAACCCCUACUCUUCCCGCGGGUGUCGUAAAAGGCGACUUAGGGACAAACAUCAAUCGUUUAAACUGCGAUCUCCAACAUCAAUCAACAUUUAAAUACAUUCCCUUUAUUCAUACCUACCUAUACGCGGACCUUAAUUACGUGUUGGGUUUUUUAAACAUUAUUUCACAUUAUUUAUUUCUCGCAUUCCAGCGCACACGCAGCCAAAUCGUGCGUUUGCAACGCUCGUUAUACCUACCCACCGGUGCCUGCCUACGUACCUACGCUUGCGCCUAACGGUCGGUCAGCUGAUUGCUCCGCCAAGCUUGCGCUGUUUCAUUGCCUUCUUCACUGCACAUUACGCUUUAAGUAUUCGUUCCAUUGUCAUCACUUUAUUUUGCACUCAUUAAUAUUAUCGAAAACUUUAAACUUAGUUUGUAAUUAUCAUUAAAUUAAAUUUACAUCAUGAGUAAGUUAACUGAAUUGAAAAGGAAACGUAGUUCCUAUAAAUCCAAGCUUACGCAAUUUAAAACAUACUUUUCACGAAUUUCUACUUGCGAAAAGCCUAAUCCUGUACAAAUUAGCGAUUUAAACUUAAGAUUAGCUAAAAUUGAAGAAUGGUACAGUGAAUAUGACGCGUUGCAGAUUGAAAUCGAAAGUUGUUUGGAAAUUUCAGACGUUGACUGCGAAAAGGAGUACAAAUAUCGCGAGGAGCUUGAAAGCGAGUACUUUGCGGUGGUCGGCAGCGCGCGCGAGUGGAUGGAUCUAGAAGAAACGACCAGAAUAUGCGCCCUGCCUCGAUAUCGGAGAGCUCAGAUCCUGACUCAGCACUUCUGGAAUAGAUACUACAUGGAAUAUAUUUCAGAUUUACAAAAGAGGCUGAAAUGGAAGCGCAGCAAUGGAGGAGAAUUGCGCACUGGAGACCUGGUGGUGGUAAAGGACGACCGGCUACCACCUAACCGCUGGCUGCUCGGACGUGUCACCCGCCUCUACCCUGGCUGCGAUGGCAUCGCACGCGUAGCAGACGUCACCACCGCAACUGGAGUGCUGAGAAGAGCAUACAAUAGAUUAUGCUUGCUGCCAACCGAGGAUAUUUUGGAACUAGACGUUCCAACCCGGGGAACUUGUUAACGCCAAUCGCGCGCCGGCGCAGGAAACCGGUCCCGCAAACUGGACGCCGCGCUGCCCGCCGCCCGCCGACCGACGACGAUAACGCCCUCGGCUCCACUCGCCACUCGCCGCAAACCGCCGGGCAAGACGCACGUACUUACAUAGCCUACUAUUUGUAAAUUUUACGUUACGAAGUAAAUCGUUAUAAACUUCAAAAA
Ostrinia nubilalis (European corn borer) is the source of this 1982-nucleotide messenger RNA. RefSeq lists its product as uncharacterized. The coding region runs from base 1120 to 1785 and encodes 221 amino acids. NCBI's taxonomy places the organism in Eukaryota, Metazoa, Arthropoda, Insecta, Lepidoptera, Crambidae. The transcript is spliced from 2 exons. The record is from RefSeq and is a predicted model, not a curated record.